AGCUAGUGCCAGGUCGAAUAACACAUAUACUUGUCCCUCCACAGGAGCAUCAAUGAUGUCGGAAAGAACUACUUCUAGAGCACGACUACUUUGUUCUUAAAUUCCACCCAGUAAAGAACGUAGACUGAAGAAAUUGAAAAAUGUGUGAUCCCAUCUCUGCGUAUUAUGCGCUCACUGGAGCGUCGCAAGGUGAAGCAAAGGAGGGCGAACAGAUGUUCAUGACUCAAUAUGACAUCGCUCGGGUCCCGGAACUGGCAGAAAUCGUCUUUAUCGUUAAGGCUAGUAAGUACAAGAAAUUUUUAAUUAAUCUAAUAAAAACAAGAACCUAGUAGUAAACAAAUAACAACUUCUUCAUUCUACUUCUACAUCAAGAUGAUCUUUGAAGCAAAAUAAAGAUAGAAUCAGUUAGAGUUAUUAAGAAAUUGCUCCUGGUCGAGAAUCGUAGGUUCCUCUGCUUCUCAAGACUCUACUCUAAUGCGAAAUCUCAGGGCUCUGGAAAGCCUUUCUUCAAAACCGACCCAGCCCAAAUGGACUCGAGGCUGCAUGCAUAUUUCACAGACGCCCAGGUGAAGCUCUACAAAGUUGUUUAAGUUUUGAUUCUUUUUACACCUGCGCUAGUUGAUGAAGAUGAAGUUGUUAGGUGGUCGAAAAAGUUCCUGUUUAUUUACAACAUUGGCAUGUAGUUGCAAGGUGAGAGUUCAAGUAACUUGAAGUUGUUCUUUUACACAUGAUGUACUUCCUUGAGGACCUUCGAAUUCUAAAUUUAAGGGAUCAGAUUCAAUUGAACCUCUGAACUGAUAUUCAUUUCUUUUCAAUGUCUCAGGCCUGGAGGAACGGUAUGGAGGCAGCGAACAAAGUAUUGCAGACGCACUGGGGCGUUGACGGUUACUUCAACCGCCUAUCUCCAGCUGGGACGCAGAUGCUCCGAGAUAUCACAAGGGAUAUGGUCGGUGGCACAGACAAGACCGAAUUGCAGUUCUGGGUCGAUUACAAUCAAGACAUGUGCAAGUACUAGUCAUGCUUCUAUGUUGUGCUUGUGCUGGUUUCCUCUGAUCAUGAGUGAGAAACAAUUUUUGUACCCAGUUGCAUCUUUAGUUCACAGUCAUACAACUCCAUAACGAAGUUUCUCGGUGAAUUGUGUAUGUGUUUCUCAUGAAAGCCGUGAUGAAGAACGUUACACCAAUACACAGGUUUGACAUCUUUACGUGUGCCGCGGAGCCAGCGUUCAAGCUGUGCAUAGUCUUAUGGCGAAAGAAUUUGAAGUUUUAGUAGCGUCUGCUACUGUCAAGAGGUUGUAAAUCUAGUCUAGACUAUCCGGUAACAUAUGCAGCAACUGUUCGUGUAGAUAUGAACAUAAUUAUUUCUUUCAUUCCCCACUUUCAUCUCUUAGUAUCUACCUGGUUGAUAGGUUCAAUUUUGAGACACCCACCUACACCUGAAGAUAUGGUGCUUGUUCACCACCACGACCUUGAGCUUUAAUCUUGGUUCCCAUGGAAUUCAAUCCGAAGAUGGCAGAUGCGCCACAUCAAGCAGGAGCGGGUCGAAAGGUGUAUAAGUUAGCCGAUCCAUCCCAAGAAGUCGAGUAUUGCACCGAAAUGGACCUCAAGGAAAAGGUAUUUGGAAAUUUUGUUGCGUCGUCCAGACCACUUCUCUUCACAGACAUUGUAGUCUUCUUCUUCAUGUUGGAUUUGGAAGGAUAGAAAAUUUUGGCCAUCAAGAUGACCCCCAUCAGAUGACUUCAAAACUUACUGCAGGCUACGGUUGAAGUUGGUACACAGGAGGUUGCGUUGGUCUUAAAGGGUGGAUACGCUGUGCGUGGCACAGAUGUAGGCGACGGGUGGAUCGAGGUUGGCGGGGAUUUGCUUAAGGCCGUAAAAUAAGGUGUAGACGAAGCUGACGCGUCUAGAUAAAUAUUCUUUCACAAUUACUAGUUUCCCUCUUUGUCUAGUUGGUCUUACAGUUGUCCCCUCGCCUUGCAUCUUCAUGAACACUACAACAACUACGUCUCAUACUAAUCAUGCAGUUCCUUUCAAUGUAUACGAAGUAGUUCUUGAUGUUGAAAACGCCAACAAAGACACCGCGUCCUCUCUACUACUUUUUUUGUCUUUAUCAUGAGGAGCUCCAACUACAUGUUGCAUGCACUUCUUGAUGCUCUACCCAUCUAACUUUUGCAAGCUGUAUCUACCGCUUGAUGAGCUGGCGGAGUUGCAGCCUUUGGAGGCCCCAGGCCAAGCCAAGAUGUGA
Molecule: messenger RNA, 2244 nt
Organism: Amoebophrya sp. A25
Lineage: Eukaryota; Dinophyceae; Syndiniales; Amoebophryaceae
Source: the annotation of a GenBank genome assembly